Chara braunii is the source of this 1562-nucleotide messenger RNA. The record is from the annotation of a GenBank genome assembly. Lineage: Eukaryota; Viridiplantae; Streptophyta; Charophyceae; Charales; Characeae.
CGUCUUUUUCGAUGAUGACCACACACACGGGUACUUCAACGUCUCCCUCCUCGACAACACACGGGAGAAUCGCGCCAUGAUGUUAUCCUUCCAGGACGUUGUGCGUGAUAUGAGGCAAUGGUGGAUCGACAACAACAGGGUCGAGGCACCCAAAGCUAAGGUCAGUGAGAAAGAUGCCGUCGCCGUUGCACAUCAGAAAAAGUGGCAGAAAUUUCUGAGGGCCUGCAUGGGGAAAGCGUGUGACAAGGCGUUCGUGAAACAGACACUCGACAACAAAGACAGCAAGGAUUGGAGUAACAAACUCCAGGGGUACCUGAACCUCGCCACGUCCACCCGCACGGUUUGGCCGCUGGUGGAGAAGUUCUUCGCGAUGUUCGAGGAGGGUAAGCUGCCAAUCGGCGACGGCAAGAUCCCACUUGAGAUGUCGGGGAGGAUGGAAGGGCGCCUGCCCGUCCCGUACACUGACGAGAACAAGGGACAACGGACUUUGUACCACUGCAUAUAUGCGAGAGAUGGUCCCAACGGCUCCACUGUGUUCUGGAAGGAUUUGUGUCCUACGUACUUCAAGAACUUCGGGGACAUGACAUGCCGUGAGAGAGAAGUCGUGCUACUCCUGCUCAUGUCGGGGAAAGUGGUGGCAACAAAAGUGAGAGUCACACCUCCGAGGGUGAACACAGAGUGCCUCCUCGACAUUAUGCGCAAGGAGAGAUACAUGGUCCGCAUGUUCAACUACGCCGUGUUUCACGCCGAGGGAAGGGUAGAGGACGAAUGGAACGACGACUUCUUCAUGUCGUACAAGGACUUGGAAGAGAGGUAUGCUUCAAACGGGCUAUGCGCAUAUGAAUGGGAGAAGGAACGAGAGAAGCUGCAUAGCAACUUAGUGAAGACGAUCCCUCGGCGACUUGGAGGAGUGGAGGAGGCAAGGCAAGGUGCGGGCUUGGGGCAUAUAGAAGUGAUGUACAAUGAGGCUCCGUUUCACUUCAAUGUCUUUAUAUACACCGCGAUCGAUAAGCUCGAUAUGCUUCGAGCUGAGGUGAAACGGAUCGCCUUCAGUGCAUGCCAUCUUGUGUGGGACAAACUCGGCAGGCAGACCACAUUGCUUCAUGUAUGCAUGCGGUCAAAGGAGGUUAUGGCGGCGCCCGUCGACAUCGUCGUCGCCGCACAAAAAAUGGCAUGCAGGACCGCCAUCGUGGACAUCUCGGCCGCGAAUUUCAGCAAUGCAUGGACCUCGCAGGACUUCGAUGCACUGUACACAAUGAUGGCGAAGUGUUCUGGUCCAAAUUGGGUCCUCUUCUUCUUUGCACCGCAGAAUGUGCAAAGCGAUGUCUUGCGUCAAUUGUACCGUUGGGAGGACAUCGAGCUCAUCCCCGGGUCAUGGAAACGCUUGGACAGGCCGCCGAGCGACGUCAAAGGUACGACAUGCAGGGGGGUCCCACUGUUUUCACAAUAUUGAGGACAUGACGACGGACGAUGAGGAUGGGGUAAAAGGCGGAAAGGGCGUGAGCGAUCCCACACGUGCAGAAAAUGAGGGGUGAGACAGGGAAUGAACUUGAGGGGAAUCC